Messenger RNA from Sardina pilchardus (European sardine), 6844 nucleotides. It is a transcript of the gene ank1b, whose product is annotated as ankyrin 1, erythrocytic b. The record is from RefSeq and is a predicted model, not a curated record. Gene Ontology annotation, molecular function: protein binding. The coding region runs from base 1 to 5838 and encodes 1945 amino acids. Gene Ontology annotation, biological process: signal transduction. The transcript is spliced from 44 exons. Lineage: Eukaryota; Metazoa; Chordata; Actinopteri; Clupeiformes; Clupeidae. Gene Ontology annotation, cellular component: cytoplasm.
AUGGCAUGCGAGGCCACGGCCUCCCCCUCUCCCCCCCUCCCCCCCCACUCCCCCGUGCCCCUGAUGCCAUGGAGCCCGCUGCCCUGGCAGUGUCACCCUGUCAAGCGCGGAGCAUCUGCCGAUGCUACGACUAGUUACCUGCGAGCCGCUCGGUCGGGAAACCUGGACAAGGCUCUGGACCACAUCAAGAACGGCAUAGACAUCAAUCUAGCCAACCAGCAGCAGUACUGCAUCCUGACUGACAAGGCUGUGGCACUGUGGCAGCAUCAGCACCACGGUUGUAAUGGGCUUAAUGCCUUGCACUUGGCGUCGAAAGAGGGGCAUGUCAAGAUGGUGCUGGAGUUGUUACACCAUGGCAUCAACCUGGAGACCACCACAAAGAAAGGGAACACGGCUCUCCACAUCGCCGCGCUGGCCGGCCAGGAGAAGGUGGUGGCCGAACUCGCCCAUUUCGGCGCCAACGUCAACGCCCAGUCACAGAAGGGCUUUAGUCCCCUCUAUAUGGCCGCCCAGGAGAACCACCUGGAGGUGGUGAAGUUCCUGCUGGAGAACGGAGCCAAUCAGAGUCUGCCGACAGAGGACGGCUUCACGCCGCUGGCAGUGGCGCUCCAGCAGGGCCACGAGAACAUAGUCGCUCUCCUCAUCAACCACGGCACCAAGGGCAAGGUGCGACUGCCAGCCCUGCACAUCGCGGCGCGCAAUGAUGACACGCGCACUGCUGCAGUGCUGCUGCAGAAUGACCCCAACCCAGAUGUCCUAAGCAAGACCGGUUUCACUCCUCUGCAUAUUGCGGCUCACUACGAGAACCUGAGCGUGGCUCAGCUCCUGCUCAACCGAGGCGCUAACGUUAACUUCACCCCCAAGAACGGGAUCACGCCUCUGCACAUAGCGGCCAGGAGGGGCAACGUCAUCAUGGUCCGGCUACUGCUGGACAGAGGGGCGCAGAUCGAUGCCAAGACCAAGGAUGAGCUCACCCCGCUGCACUGUGCGGCCAGGAAUGGCCACGUGCGGGUCAUCGAGCUCCUGCUGGACAUGGGAGCCCCAAUCCAGGCCAAGACCAAGAAUGGUCUGUCUCCCAUCCACAUGGCGGCCCAGGGGGAUCACAUGGACUGUGUGCGUCAGCUGCUCCAGUAUAACGCUGAUAUCGACGACAUCACACUGGACCACCUGACGCCCCUGCACGUAGCGGCCCACUGCGGGAACCACCGCAUGGCCAAAGUCCUGCUGGACAAGGGCGCCCGGGCCAACGCCAGAGCGCUGAAUGGCUUUACCCCUCUCCACAUUGCCUGUAAGAAGAACCACGUGCGCUCCAUGGACCUGCUGCUCAAGCACUCGGCGUCUCUGGAGGCUGUCACUGAGUCUGGUCUGACGCCUCUGCAUGUGGCGGCCUUCAUGGGUCACCUGAACAUAGUGAAGCACCUGCUGGCCAGGGGAGCCUCUCCUAACGCGUCCAACGUGAAAGUGGAGACUCCUCUCCACAUGGCGUCGCGAGCGGGACAUUGCGAGGUGGCCCAGUUCCUGCUGCAGAACGCCGCCCAGGUGGACGCCAAAGCUAAGGAUGACCAGACCCCCUUGCACUGUGCCGCCCGCAUGGGCCACAAGGAGCUGGUCACCCUCCUGCUGGAGCACAAGGCCAACCCCGACUCGGCCACCACGGCCGGACACACCCCCCUGCACAUCGCCGCGCGGGAGGGACACGCUCAGACCACGCGCAUCCUGCUGGACGGCAACGCCCAGCAGACCAAGAUGACCAAGAAAGGCUUCACGCCGCUGCAUGUGGCCUGUAAGUACGGUAAAGUGGAUGUGGCUGAGUUACUGUUGGAGCGAGGAGCCAAUCCCAAUGCGGCAGGAAAGCAAAAUGGCUUGACUCCUCUGCAUGUGGCCGUCCAUCACAACAACCUGGACGUGGUCACGCUGCUGGUCAGCAAAGGGGGCUCUCCACACAGUCCUGCCCGGAACGGCUACACGCCGCUGCACAUCGCCGCUAAGCAGAACCAGCUGGAGGUGGCGGGCUGCCUGCUGCACCACGGCGCCAACGCUAACUCCGAGUCGCUGCAGGGCAUCACGCCCCUGCACCUGGCCUCGCAGGAGGGCAGCCCCGACAUGGUGGCCCUCCUCAUCUCCAAGCAGGCCAACGUCAACCUGGGCAACAAGAACGGGCUGACUCCGCUGCAUCUGGUGGCGCAGGAGGGGCACGUGGGCAUCGCUGACAUGCUGGUCAAGCAGGGAGCCUCAGUGUACGCCGCAUCACGGAUGGGUUAUACUCCGCUCCAUGUGUCAUGUCACUAUGGCAACAUCAAGAUGGUGAAGUUCCUGCUGCAGCAGCAAGCUCAUGUGAACAGCAAGACCAGAGUGGGCUAUACUCCCCUGCACCAGGCGGCUCAGCAGGGCCACACAGACAUAGUCACCCUGCUGCUGAAGCACGGAGCUCUACCCAAUGAAAUCACCACAAACGGGACCUCUCCUCUGGGCAUCGCCAAGCGCCUGGGCUACAUCUCUGUCAUCGACGUGCUCAAGCUGGUGACGGAGGAGUCCGUGUCCAUGAUCACCACGGAGAAGCAUCGCAUGAGCUUCCCGGAGACGGUGGAUGAGAUCCUGGACGUGUCGGAGGAUGAGGGAGUUGCACAGCUAACAUUAGGUGAUGAGUUGUUGGGUAUGGAUGGGGCGCGAUGUCUGAAGCUGGACGAUCUGAAAGACCAGGACGACGACUUCCUGUCCCCCAAGAAAACCCUCCGAGACUUUGAGAGUGGGCUGGGCACCACGCCGUAUUCUCCAGCAAUUCCCAGAAUCCCUUGCGUGUCUCCAGAAACGGUCAUGCUAGAUCAGCACACUCCAAUCCCCUUGCCUAAGGAGUAUGACGAGGACUCUCUGAUCCCCAGCAGUCCCGCUACAGAGACCUCAGAUAAUGUCAGCCCCGUAGCCAGUCCCAUACACACUGGGUUCCUGGUGAGCUUCAUGGUGGAUGCGCGGGGCGGAUCUAUGCGGGGCAGCCGGCACAACGGCCUGCGGGUCAUCAUCCCGCCGCGCACGUGUGCCGCCCCUACCCGCAUCACCUGCCGCCUGGUCAAGCCCCAGAAACUCACCACACCGCCCCCCCUAGUGGAGGGAGAGGGACUUGCCAGCCGGAUCAUCUCACUAGGACCCUCCAGCAUGCAGUUCCUAGGGCCAGUGAUAGUGGAGAUCCCUCACUUUGCGUCUCUUGGCCGGGGGGAUCGAGAGCUGGUGGUGCUACGCAGCGAGAACGGAUCCGUCUGGAAGGAACACCGCAAUCGCUACGGAGACGAUGUCCUUGAGACCAUCCUCAACGGCAUGGAUGAAGACCUAGAGAGUCAGGAGGAGCUGGAGAAGAAGCGCAUCAGGCGCAUCAUCUCCACCGACUUCCCGCUCUACUUCGCCGUGGUCUCCCGCAUCCAGCAGGAGAGUGACCUGAUUGGCCCAGAAGGCGGCCAGCUGACCAGCAAGCUGGUGCCGCAGGUGCAGGCCAUCUUCCCGGAGACGGCCGUCACCAAGCGUGUCCGACUGGGCCUACAGGCCCAACCAAUCCCUGACGAGCUAGUAACCAGGCAGCUGGGCAACCAGGCGACCUUCAGCCCUGUGGUGACGGUGGAGCCGCGGAGACGCAAGUUCCACCGCCCCAUUGGCCUGAGGGUCCCUCUGCCCCCGUCCUGGAGGGAGAGUCCACGGGACGCCGGCGAAGGGGACACCACCAGCCUGCGUCUUCUCUGCAGCGUGAUUGGUGGAACAGCCCCUGCCCAGUGGGAGGACAUCACAGGCACCACCAAGCUCAUGUACUCCAACAACUGUGCCAGCUUCACCACCAACGUGUCCGCGAGGUUCUGGCUGGCCGACUGCCCUCGGACGGCAGAGGCCGUCACCUUUGCCAACCUGCUGUACCGCGAGCUGAUGUCCGUGCCCUACAUGGCGAAGUUCGUGGUGUUCGCCAAGAUGAACGAGGCGCGCGAGGGCCGUCUACGCUGCUACUGCAUGACGGACGACAAGAUGGACAAGACCCUGGAGCUGCACGAGAACUUCAGCGAGGUGGCCCGCAGCCGCGACAUCGAGGUGAUGGAGGGCAUGGCGCUGCAUCUGGAAUGUUCCGGUAACCUGGUGCCCAUCCGGAAGGCCACUCAGCAGCCUCGGAGCUUCAGUUUCCAGGCCUUCCGAGACAACCGGCUCCCCGUCUCUGUCAAGGUGAGAGACAGUAACAAGGAAGCCACCGGGUUUCUGUCCUUCCUGCGCAAGUCCACCAAAUAUGAGGACACUCAGCAUGUCCUGUGCAACCUCAACAUCACCAUGCCACCUGCCAUCAAGGUGGUGGGCAGCGAGGAGCGCCGGCGAACUUUGACCCCUCUUGCCCUGCGGGAGCGCUACAGCGCGCUGAGCGAGCCAGGCCUGGCUGUACUGAGGAGUGCCCUGUGUCCCUCAGCCGCUGUGAAUGCCAUGGAGAGGACCGAGCUGAAGAUCUCCAUCAUAGCCGAGCAGCUGGGACUGAGCUGGGCAGAGCUGGCUCGUGAGCUGCAGUUUGGGGUGGAUGACAUCAACCGGAUCCGGGUGGAGAACCCCAACUCCCUGCUGGACCAGAGCUCGGUGCUGCUCAGCCUAUGGGCCAGCCGCGAGGGCAAGAGAGCCAAGAUGGAGAACCUCUACGGCGCUCUGAAGAACAUUGACCGGAUGGACAUUGUGAAGGUUCUGGAGAUGCAGGCUCCGCAGGAGGUCCCCGAGUGCUUGGAGGAGGGGGCAAGUCGGCUGACUGACCGCGACUCCUCCCUCCUCUCCCCCAGCGUAAUCAAUGGUUACGGCCUGGUGCAGGAGGAGCUCCUCUCCCCGGCCUCGCUGCAGUACAGCCUGCCCUCGCCGCUGGGCGUGGAGCCCUACUACGGCCUGGAGUGCGCGCCCAUCGCCGCCACCGAGGAGGACGCCAUGCUGGAGAUGAUGUCCGACGUGCAGGUGUGGCCGGCGGGCAUCAGCCCCUCGCUGGUGACGGUGGAGGACUCGUCGCUGGAGGGCGGCAGCAGCCGCGCCGACGACUCGGAGGGCAACACGCUGAGCCUGCCCUGCAGCAGCCUGGGCCGGCCCAGCUCGGGGGCCAGCGGCGCCUCGGGCUCCAUCAUGGAGCUGGAGGAGGAGGAGGAGGAGGAGGAGGAGGAGGGGCUGGACGCCGACGAGGACAACAACGGCCGCUACCUGCACCGCGAGCCGCCCGUGGCCAUGGCCUCCACGGCCGAGCUGGCGGCGGCGGCGGCGGCCCGAGCCGGCGGGGCGGGCGCCGUGCCCAAGGUCAACUUCAACGGACAGGUCAUGGGUCAGAGGUCGGAGGGCAGGAGGGCGGAGGUGGCGGGCGGUGGCGUGAUGAUGCUGGGGGCGGCGAGAGGAGGGCAGCAGAUCUACGCCCAGCUGUAUGACAGGACGGGGCUGAGCCGGGCGAACGAGCACAAUGGAGACAGGCUGAGCAGUGGUGCCUUUCAGCCUUACGCGAUGUCAUCAACCCACGACCACAGCCAAUCGCGUGUCUCCCAGGAGGCACUGCUGACGCCGGUGUGCGACACGGGCCACUCGGAGGUCCUGCGAGGUCGCCUGCUCGGCACGCAACCCUUCGAGAAGGGCCUCGGAUUCUCGCACCACCAGCAAGGGGAGCUCCACUCCUGGGACCACGACAGGCGGAAGAGAGAAGAAGGUGUCGAUUUCCCUGUGGAUGCUCCGUUCGCAGAUGAACACGCAAAUGUAGUUGCAAAGGGUCGGACAUCCACUGCCAAACCAUCAGUCACCAACACGCAGCUGGGAGACAGAACGAAACAGGCGGAGAAGAAGAGGAGAGGGGAUGGCAAAACCCCAAAGUGAACAACAAGAGCGCCCCCUACUGACAGACAGACAGACAUCCGAAAAACCACAAAACCAUCGUUGAUUACCACUACAUAAGAGAUGGGGGAAAAUGUGGAAAGGACAUCUACCUGUAGUUUUGUAACAUUUUUAACAACAACAGAAGAAACAAAACAUAACAAAAAACAGAUAAACACACAAAGAACAAGAAAAAAAACACAACUAGUAAUAGGGCAUGAAUUUUUUUGUACAAAAUGUGAAGGAAAAAAACAACAAAAAAAGCAAACAAAAAAGUGCUUCCUGUCAACUGUAUACGCAUGAUUGACUGCUGGUGCAUGACCUAUGACCUGUCAUUAUCUAAGAAAAAAGAAACUAUCAAAAAAAGGGUACGAAGCAAAGGGUCGUCCCAGGAUUUGUGUUGGGGUUGGGGGGGUGGGUUGAAGUUAUCAUGGACCUAUACUGCAAACCGAAGGCAUUUCCAUUGCAAAAGGGAGACUUAAAACACUAUAUUGCUCCAAAAAAAGGCAACAGUUUUUUUUUCCUUGACAGUCAGAAAGACAACCAAACAACUUAGUUGAAACUGAGCCAGUUGAUAUCCCACUCCCUCAUCCCGCAGAUCCUUUAUCCUGUUCCUACGUGGUAUAUGCACUCUAUGGUCUAUGUGAGUGUGUGUAAUGUGUGUGUGUGUGUGUGUGUGUGUGUGUGUGAGAGAGAGAGAGAGAGAGAGAGAGACAGAGAGAGCGUAUGUGUGGAUGUGUGCUGGUGUGUCAGCAUGUGUACUCGCUUCUAGCUUGGCACUGAACCCUCUCCUGAUUGGUCCAUGUUUUUUUGUGACUAUGUCAGACGUUUUUUGGUGUGGGAAUGAGGACUUAAAAAUGACUGUGCUUUCCUGCUUUCUAAACGUUUACGUGUGUGCGCGUGUGUCUGAGUGUGCUUGCAUGUGUGUGCGUCCGCAUUUAACUGAGCCUUGUUCCGUUUCCCUUUGUGUAAAGCAAACUAUAAAUUGUAUCGUUUGUGUUUUUGCUCC